Fusarium poae is the source of this 2922-nucleotide messenger RNA. RefSeq lists its product as uncharacterized. The transcript is spliced from 8 exons. Lineage: Eukaryota; Fungi; Ascomycota; Sordariomycetes; Hypocreales; Nectriaceae. Bases 1 to 2922 code for a protein of 973 amino acids. The record is from RefSeq and is a predicted model, not a curated record.
AUGAUGCCGCUUUGUUGGUCGCCAGGUAUUUAUUGUAUUUUGCAAACUUCCAGGUCGAAAGAGGUAUUAUACUUUAAAUUUUCACACUAUCAUCAUAAAGUAAGAUCAGAUAACGUCAGGCCAGGACUCGAAUCCACCUCACGUCUUGGCACUGAGGAGUUCCCUGUCGAACUUUGCAGGACGAAAUUAUUUUACACAAUGUCGGGCCUCGAAGGUCUCGGUAUUGUAGCCAACGUGAUCGCCGUCGCCGAGCUUUCCCUCAAGGUCAUUGCAUGGUGUUCCAAGUACGCCCAAGACGCCAAAAGCUCGCAUGAUGACCGCGCCCGACUCCUACAGGCUGCCAUAAUGUUGCACUAUGAGUCUGAUAAGGUCCACGAGCUGCUCUCUUCCAAGAAAGGUUCCAAGCUACGAGCCGCUCAAAAACUUUACUCUGUUGCAAUAGGCAGCAGCGAGGCCCAACUGCGCGAGUUGGAACUCCAGCUCUCGCAGAAAGGCAAUCGUCGCACAAGCCUCAGAUGGCCUCUGCAGAAGGGGACAGUCGAGGCAGCUAUCCAGCACAUUGAGAAGUCUACCAAGACUAUGCUAGAAAUACUCCAGAUCGACAUGGCGGAACUUCUCGUCGGCAUGGACGACAGAGCUGAAGCUGAAGAGAAAAGAGCAACCAUUGAUCAGCUACCAUACGUCGGUGACGCAGUCUGGAACUCGCACACCGAAGACCGGAAUGCCAAAUGUCUACCAAACACUCGAGAGAAACUUCUUGAAGAGGUUGAGGUCUGGAUCAAGGAUACGACUCAACAAUCCAAAGCAGUCUUCUGGCUGAACGGCAUGGCUGGUACUGGCAAAUCCACUAUUUCACGCACAAUUUCGCAGCUUCUGGCUCAAGAUGGACGACUAGGGGCUACCUUCUUCUUCAAACGUGGAGAAGCCGAUCGAGGUGGUAUCUCGAAAAUGAUGCCGACGAUUGCACGCCAACUUGCGAUGAAUCAGCCUUUAUUAAGUCCGCAUAUUCACGCGGCCAUCCGGAAUGACCCUGAUGUCGCGAGCAAACCUGUGACGGAGCAAUUCAAUGCCCUCAUUUUCAAGCCUUUGCUGCAGAGUUCAGGCCAGUUCUCAAGCAAUAGCUCCAUCGCAAUUGUUAUUGAUGCAUUGGACGAAUGUGACUUGGAUACAGACAUUAGGCUUGUCGUAAAUCUGCUCUCUACUGUCAACGCAAUACAUUGCCCCCGACCUCGAGUAUUUAUCACGAGCCGUCCAGACCUUCCCGUCCGACUUGGGUUCAAAGACGUCGAAGGGUCUUAUCGAGACUUGAUCCUUCAUGAUAUAUCUGCCUCGGUCAUCGAACAGGAUAUAACUACCUUUUUCCGUCACAAAAUGAAACUGAUUCGAGAAGAUUGGAAUGCUUCUGUUGGAGAAAAUCGGAAAUUGCCACAGGACUGGCCUGGAAGCGAGUAUCUACGGUCACUCGUAGACAAGGCGAUCCCUCUUUUCAUCUUCGCUGCAACUGCAUGUCGAUUCAUCAGUGAGCGCCAGCUAGGAAGUCCUGAGAAGCAACUUCGCAGGUUUCUUGAGUAUCAAACCGAAGGUACCACAUCACAGCUGGACUUUACCUACAGGCCAGUCUUGGCACAGUUGUUUAGCUCAAACUGUUCAAAGUCCAGUGAGGGUCGGAUAAUUCUGGAGUUCCGGCGUGUUGUCGGUACUAUCAUCAACCUUUUUGAUCCUUUAUCGACAACAGCGCUUUCUCGUCUCUUGGAUGUUGACCAAGAUUUCAUCUACAGUAAGCUGGAUCUUCUUCACUCUGUCCUCGAUGUUCCUCACUCUCCGGAUUCACCAGUCCGAAUGCUCCAUCUAUCCUUUCGCGACUAUUUGAUGAGUCCCGAAACCCAAGAGCACAAGUUCUGGAUAGAUGAGAAAGCCUCGGCAAGGAAUUUAGCCAAAGACUGUCUCCGCGUAAUGGAAACUCUACAACCCGAUAUCUGCCAUUUGAAGAUGCCUGGAACACCUCGUUCAACACUGAAACCCGAGUUCAUAAACGCAUGUAUACCCCAUGAGGUUCAGUACGCAUGCUUGUAUUGGGUAAACCACCAAGUGGUAGCGGGACUUGGGCCUAAUGAUGCUACAAGAAUCUUCAAGUUUCUGAAACGACAUCUUCUUCAUUGGGUCGAAGCUAUGAGCCUGCUAGGUAGAACUUUCCAGAUCACUAAUCUUAUGAGAGAAUUGCAAUCUGCCAUUCCCAUUGAGUCAACGGGUGACGAAACAGAUUUAACCAACUUCCUGAAUGACGCGAUGAGAUUCCUUGAUAUGGACAUUCAAACUGUCAACUUGGCACCCUUACAGAUUUAUUGCUCUCUCUUAGUGCUAGCACCCAGUAAUAGCCCCGUUGAACAAAUGUUUGCCGCCGAGGCUCCAGCCUGGGUGACUUUGCUGAGUGGACAAGUAACUGACUGGGACUCGCGGCUACGUUUGUUGGGGAAUACUUAUGAUCCCUUGAGCGACGAAAGCUCUAUGAAGUUCCUGCCGGACUCUAAAUCAUUAUGUUUCAUCUCGGAGCUCGUGAAAUGGACCCCUAGAAGCAGAAUGGAGUUUUCGUUAGGGGAUCCCAAAGUUCUCAUCAUCUGGAACCCUGAUAGUACCUAUGUUUGGUAUCUCGAGGCAAGCAAAGUCGAUGAGGGUCUCGCGAUACAACUACGGAAGGCUUUUGGUCACUCUUUCAUCAGACGGCCUAUGGCUCGUUGUAUGGGAUAUUUCGGAGCGCAAAUUGCUAUGGAAAUUGCCGGAGGACAUAACGAUAAAGAGAAGAUGGUCGGUAACAUUUUCACCAGAAUCAACUUUCCUAGCGGCGGGAAGUUCCAAUACGCCAAUUCGGAUUUGGGACAUGAGAGAUGGCAAAUGCUUCAAGAUCCUGGCCUCACCUCAGUCUGA